Molecule: messenger RNA, 582 nt
Organism: Cladophialophora carrionii CBS 160.54
Lineage: Eukaryota; Fungi; Ascomycota; Eurotiomycetes; Chaetothyriales; Herpotrichiellaceae
Product: NAD(P)H:quinone oxidoreductase, type IV
Exons: 2
Coding region: 1-582 (193 amino acids)
Molecular function (GO): FMN binding; NAD(P)H dehydrogenase (quinone) activity
Source: RefSeq, a predicted model, not a curated record
AUGUACGGCCAUGUCGCCAAGCUAGCUGAAGCCGAGAAGAAGGGUAUCGAAGAAGCCGGCGGCAAAGUGGAUGUCUAUCAAAUCGAAGAGACCCUCAAUUCCGAAGUCCUGGGCAAGAUGCAUGCACCUCCCCAGGACAAGGCUGUCCCCUUCGCUACCCCCGACGUCAUGAAGGAGUAUGAUGCAUUCCUCUUUGGCAUCCCAACUCGCUAUGGCACAUACUCUGCUCAGUGGAAGACAUUCAUCGACAGACUCGGCCAGCUCUGGCAGUCUGGCGCCCUGUUCGGAAAAUACUUUGGACUGUUCGUCAGCACUGCCACUGCUGGUGGUGGCCAAGAGACCACCGCUAUCACAGCUCUCUCGUCCUGGGUUCAUCAAGGCAUGAUCUACGUUCCUCUGGGUUACGCCACGGCCUUCCCGCUCCUGGCCGACUUGAGUGAAGCUCGGGGAGGCAGCCCGUGGGGUGCCGGCACCUUCGCUUCCGGCGACGGCUCACGGCAACCUUCGCAGAACGAACUUGAGUUGGCCAAGAUCCAGGGCAAGUCGUUCUACCAGGCCGUUUCCAAGGUCAACUUCGCGUGA